UAAUGGAAGGAGAUGAGGCAGGGGUGAGGUCAGCACUUGACAGGGGUGCCCGGCCCGAGGUCACCGUCCCCACUGAUGCUGGGGUGUCAUGGAGUCUGCUGGCUGUGGCUGCCAGCGAGGGCCACGAGCACCUGCUGUCGCUCUUACUGCAGGCAGGGUUAAGCAUAGAAGGUGGAGGCACCACUGACAGGACACCGCUGAUGAUGGCUGCCCUGAAUGGCCACGCCCAUACAGUGAAGGCGCUGCUGGACCUCCGUGGUAACCCUCUGGCCAUGGAUAGUGAAGGAUGGACAGCCCUACACUUUGCUUCACGGCAGGGCCACCAGCAGUGUGUGGCGGCCCUCUUGCCCGUCACCCCUCCCACUCCCGCACACCUCGAGGCACACACCCCGGUGCACGCCGCCAGUUAUGGUGGCCACGUGGAGGUACUGGAGCAGCUGGCAGGUGUUGGCUGGCCCAUCACCGCCAGGGACAGUGAUGGCCACACACCCAUGCACUUUGCUGCGGCCGGGGGUAGAGUGACAUGUGUGCAGUGGCUGGUGCAGCGAGGCGGUGACACAAGCAUACAAAAUAAUGCUGGACACACCCCGCUUGACAAGGAGCUGGUCACUGCUGUAAUGGAAGGAGACGAGGCAGGGGUGAGGUCAGCACUUGACAGGGGUGCCCGGCCCGAGGUCACCGUCCCCACUAAUGCUGGGGUGUCAUGGAGUCUGCUGGCUGUGGCUGCCAGCGAGGGCCACGAGCACCUGCUGUCGCUCUUACUGCAGGCAGGGUUAAGCAUAGAAGGUGGAGGCACCACUGACAGGACACCGCUGAUGAUGGCUGCCCUGAAUGGCCACGCCCAUACAGUGAAGGCGCUGCUGGACCUCCGUGGUAACCCUCUGGCCAUGGAUAGUAGAGGAUGGACAGCCCUACACUUUGCUUCACGGCAGGGCCACCAGCAGUGUGUGGCGGCCCUCUUGCCCGUCACCCCUCCCACUCCCGCACACCUCGAGGCACACACCCCGGUGCACGCCGCCAGUUAUGGUGGCCACGUGGAGGUACUGGAGCAGCUGGCAGGUGUUGGCUGGCCCCUCACCGCCAGGGACAGUGAUGGCCACACACCCAUGCACUUUGCUGCGGCCGGGGGUAGAGUGACAUGUGUGCAGUGGCUGGUGCAGCGAGGCGGUGACACAAGCAUACAAAAUAAUGCUGGACACACCCCGCUUGACAAGGUAGGCAGUUGGGAGGGGCAGGAGGGUGGACGUAUGGAAACUGUCUUACGAUCUGGUUCAAAGUUUAACAGAUAGAGAUUUCAAAGCAAAACAACCUGCGAUUGGAGGACCAGGUUUAUUAUAUUUUUAGUUGUACUAGUAGUAGUAUUAGUACUAGUAUUAGUAGUACUAGCAGUAGUAGAAGUAGUAGUAAUAGUAGUACAAGCAGUAGUAGUAGUAGUAGUAGUAGUAGUAGUAGUUUUAGUUAUAUUAGUAGUAGUAGUAGUAGUAGUAGUAGUAGUAGUAGUAAAAGCAGUAGCAGAAGUAGUAGUUGAAGCAGUAGUAGUAGUAGUAGUAGCAGAAGUAGUAGUAGUAGAACUAGUAGUAGUAGCAGUAGUACUAGUAGUACAAGUAGUACUAGCAGUAGUAGAAGUAGUAGUAGAAGCAGUAUUAGUAGUAAAAGUAGUAGUAUUAGCACUAGUAGAAGAAGUAGUUGCAGAAGAAGUAAUGGUAUUUUUACAAUUAACUAUUAUCAUCGUUUUCACCACAUAAAUUAAUAAUUAUGAAAUAAUUAUAGUUAUAGGUAGUUAUAGAAAAAGUGGUAGUAGUAGUAGCAGUAGUAGCAAUAAUUCUAGUAGUAGUAGUAGUAGUUAUAGUAGUUUAAGUAGUUGUAGUAAUAGUGGUUGAAGAAAUACAAGUAGUAGUAGUAGUAGUAGUAGUAGUAGUAGAAGUACUGGUAGUAGUAGUGGUACUAGUAGUAGUAGUAGUAGUAGUAGUAGUAGUAGUAGUAGUAGUAGUAGUAGUAGUAGUUGCAUUAGUAGCAGUAGUUGUAGUAGUAUUGUUGCUAGCAGUUGUAGUAGUAGUGGUGGUAGUAGUAGGAGUAGUAGUAGUAGUUGUAGUAGUAAUCGUAGUAGUAGGU
Molecule: messenger RNA, 2112 nt
Organism: Scylla paramamosain (green mud crab)
Lineage: Eukaryota; Metazoa; Arthropoda; Malacostraca; Decapoda; Portunidae
Product: serine/threonine-protein phosphatase 6 regulatory ankyrin repeat subunit B-like
Exons: 4
Coding region: 3-1289 (428 amino acids)
Biological process (GO): protein localization to ciliary inversin compartment
Cellular component (GO): ciliary inversin compartment
Molecular function (GO): protein binding
Source: RefSeq, a predicted model, not a curated record